Myripristis murdjan (pinecone soldierfish) is the source of this 838-nucleotide messenger RNA. It is a transcript of the gene twist1b, whose product is annotated as twist family bHLH transcription factor 1b. The transcript is spliced from 2 exons. Gene Ontology annotation, biological process: regulation of transcription by RNA polymerase II; developmental process. NCBI's taxonomy places the organism in Eukaryota, Metazoa, Chordata, Actinopteri, Holocentriformes, Holocentridae. Bases 121 to 627 code for a protein of 168 amino acids. Gene Ontology annotation, molecular function: protein dimerization activity; RNA polymerase II transcription regulatory region sequence-specific DNA binding; DNA-binding transcription factor activity, RNA polymerase II-specific. The record is from RefSeq and is a predicted model, not a curated record.
CAUCUAUGGAUACUUUGGCGUCUUCAACGCCACAUAGACCUACAGGUGGAAUAAUUCGUUAACUUCAUGAGAGGAAAGUAAUCUUGGACACUUUUUUGGUCGUCAUCUACCCAGGUGGUGAUGUCUGAGGAAAUUAUGGGGGAAGAGUCGGGAAGUUCCCCUGUCUCUCCGGUGGACAGUCUCACUAACAGCGAGGGAGAGCUGGAUAGACAGCCGAAGAGGUGUGGGAGGAAAAGGAGAUCAAGCCGGAAAAACGGGGAGGAUUCAGAUAGCCCGACCCCUGGGAAAAGGGGGAAGAAAUCCAGCAGCAGCAGCCCCCAGUCUUUCGAGGAGCUUCAGACGCAGCGAGUCAUGGCCAACGUCCGGGAGCGACAGAGGACUCAGUCCCUCAACGAGGCUUUCGCAGCCCUGCGGAAAAUUAUCCCCACUUUGCCCUCAGAUAAACUCAGCAAAAUACAGACUCUAAAGCUUGCCGCCAGAUACAUCGAUUUCCUCUGCCAAGUGCUGCAGAGCGACGAGCUGGACUCCAAAAUGGCAAGUUGUAGUUAUGUGGCUCAUGAGAGGCUGAGCUACGCCUUCUCUGUAUGGAGGAUGGAGGGCGCUUGGUCCAUGUCAACAUCUCACUAGCAUCUGGAGAAAUCAUGCCCAAAAUGGUGACUGCUGAUUCUACUUAUCAAAUCUUGACGGGACAAAUCUGGAGUCCAAUGCUGGAUACACGGGAGCACACUAUUUAAACCAAAGAGGACAGAGGCCUUCGGGAUCCUGUGACAGGGCCCGAUGGGGACUUGCUCACAACACUCCAUUCUGAUAUGUUUUCUUGUUGUUGACGACGAAUGUU